AACCCUGCCCUAGGGUUAAACCCUAACCCUACACCUUGUCCUAGGGUUAAACCCUAACCCUAAACCCUAGUCUAGGGUUAAACCCGAACCCUAAACCCUAACCCUAAACCCUGCCCUAGGGUUAAACCCUAACCCUGCCCUAGGGUAAACCCUGACCUAGAGUUAAACCCUAACCCUAAACCUUAGCCUAGGGUUAAAUCCUAACCCUAUAAAUCCUAACCCCUUGGUAUGUAUAUAUAUCCUUAUAUUAUUUAAUUAGUAUAAUGAGACAAAGAUGUAUUUCUAUAUCUAAGGGAUUUAGACUAAUCUAGUGUUUCUAUUAUGGGUUAGAUUAGGAUGAUUAUGUUGUACAUACACCUUGUGGGUGAAUGAAUAAGAUGCACAAUUAGGCAUAUGAUGUUUCAAACAAGAUUUACUUCCAAUGAAACUGACGUCUCCCUGUGUGGGGAGAAAUGUUCGUCCUCUAGGCAAGAAAAAUAAAAGUUACUUUUAACUGAUUUUUAUAUAUGAUAGAAGAAAUAUUAAAGUUUACGAUCAUAAAAUAAUUGAGGGUUUUUUAUCUAAUGUUCUAAAAUCUUAUCCGGAGUUCUUAAUUUAAUGUUUUUAAUAUAUGACAUCUCCCCACAUGGGGGAGAAAUGUUUGUCCUCUGGACCCGUGAUGUUAUACUUACAUGCAGAAGUUUCUUUUGUGGUUCAUAUACAUGAGAGAAAAAAAACUCUGAAUGAUGAUUACAUACAAUUUGAAGCAACAUCAAAUGCUUUUGAGCAUGAAGAGAGUAGCUAUCUGGUUAAAGGUAAGUCAUCUGGAUGAGCAGAGGCAUUGGCGUUAAAAGUCAUCUGGAUGAGCAGCAUCGAAACCAUACUUGAUUACUUGAUAAGAACAAAAAACUAAUCAUAACUAAAGACCACAUGUCAUCUGGAAUAUUUUAAUGUCUACGUAAGCAAAUAAAAAACGCUACCUUUGGAAGGACCAUGUGAUAAAAAGCAAAUAUGUAACAGAAUAUAUACAUUUAUAAGAAUCUUCUCAAAAGAUAUGCCAAGUUAAGUUUUAAAAUAAAAUAUGCCAAGUCUUUCUUCCUUUUCUAUUAAAGUGUUCUAAGAAAACACUCAUGCGGUUUCAUAUUGUAUACUUUCUUAUAUAAUCCAAUGUACACAUAUUAAAAAUAAUAAUUUAAAUUAUUUUAUUUAAUUAUAAUUUAUAAUUAGUUUAUUUAAUUAUAAACAUACAUUAGAAUACAAUUAGUCACACAACACAUUUAAAAUUAUUUGGAAUUUUGUAAUCUGAAUGGAAGAAACAUAGUUUUUCAGUUGAAAACGACAUACUAAACAGUAGAUAUUAAAUGUGAUGUUGAUACUGUGGUAAAAUCAGCUCUCUCAUUGCUAAACUCAUCUUCUUCUAAUGGAGUGUAGGCUAUUUAUUUAUGAAAUGAAAUUGUGUGUUUUAUCAAAAAAAAAAGCCAGUAGUAGAUAUACAUCCAUUGAGCAAUAAAAAUGUUGGCUGUGAACCGCACAACGAUAACGUUAUUCGCUUGGUUUUGUUUAUAAUAUCCUUCUCGAAUAAAUUUGUCCCCCAUUCUUUAACAAUAACAGAAAAGCUAUCCACAUUUUUUUUCUUUGACGACACCGAUAUGGAUGUAUCGUCGUGGCUUGUCGAGCAUGAAAGUUGAGAGUUAUUCAUCAAAAAAUUGAUGCUUCUGAGUGAUAUCAUUUGAAAGGGGAAGGACCACGCGUCUUCGAUACCUUAUCUCCCUGCAUGUCUUGGCUUUAGUAUAACGAAACUCGACCCUUUUCCGUAUAUAUAUAUAUAUAUAUAUAUAUAUAGAUGCAUACAUAUAUAUAUAUAUAUAUAUACCAAGCAAGUGCAGUAGUGUGUGUAUAUGCUAUACAAUAAAUUUUGCCUCUAGUUAAUUAGUUCUUUGAUAUCAGAUAAAACGAUCGAAUAGUUUGGAGCGCUCCAACGACUUGAGAUCGGUAGAAAUGGGAGGAGCUGACUGGGGUCCAGUGGCGGUAGCAGUGGUGCUGUUUGUAGUGUUAUCUCCGGGACUUCUCUUUCAGCUGCCGGCGAGGAGACGGGUGUUGGAGUGCGGCAACAUGACCACGAGUGGCAUAUCCAUACUGGUUCAUGCCGUCCUCUUUUUCGCUAUUAUCACCAUUUUGGUCAUCGCCAUUCAAAUUCACAUCCACAUCCACAUCUAGUUUGUUUAUUUCUCAUAUAAUUAUAAAAGGUCUACAAGUUAGGCUGUACAAAUUCCCCUCAUGUGAUUUUGGUGUAAAAUUAUCGGCGGAGAUAUUGCCUACUAUCUAUCAUGUAAUAACAAAUAAAUAAAAAAUAUAUAGUGCAUGAUCAAAUAUUAUUAUGGUCAUCUCAAGAAGAAGAAAAACACCAUAUGUGGAAAGCAUAUGUGGAAAGCAUCGGUGAAUGCUCUCCCAGUGGGAACAAAUCUGAGACGCCGUGGAAUUGAAGUCGACAUCAACUGCACGAGAUGCGGAGCCGUGGAGAUAGAUAUCCAUGUUCUACUCCACUGUCCUAUUUGCCACAAGAGUCUGGAAUAAUCUCCCGAUCUUACAUCCUCCAACGGAUCCCUCUAGAAACGUCUUCUUUGUCACCUCCUUACUAAAUGACUGUCAGCGCACGAUCAACUUGCCACCCACCGGACUAGGAAAGGUCCCGCUGUUCCCUUGGGCCGUAUGGACACUGUGGACCAACAGGAAUAAACUCCUAUUUGAAGACCAAGAAUUCACAGCCGAAGAAACGGUCCUCAAGAUUGUACAAGAUGCUAGAGCUUGGAAAGGAGCUAAUGAUGAAUUGUUACCAACUAAAGUGCCACUCAUUGUGGAACAUGAUAGGUCCAGUAGGAAUAAUGAACACCUGCCUAUUGCCUCUGUUUUUUCAGGUCAUCAAACUUGGCGUGUGGCAUCUGAUGCAACCACUGGAAACUGUGGCCUGGGCAGGCACUUUCAUGACGCUUCCGCGAAACUGGCAGGCGACUUCCUUUCAGAACGCCAACAUAUCCCCUCUACCCUUGUAGCAGAGGCCUUGGCGUUGAAAGCUGCUAUCUCCACAGCAGUUCUUAAAGGCGUACCCUCUCUACAGGUCUUUUCAGACUCGAAGACGCUCAUCACUCUCCUAGUGGCAAAGGAGAACUAUCUGCAAAUCCAAGGAAUAUUGUUUGAUAUCCAUCAGCUAUGUUCUAAGUUUAAUUCUGUUUCUUUUCAUUAUGUACCGCGAGCUAGAAACUCUAAGGCAGACUCUCUGGCCAAAUCGGCUCUUUUCGCUUUGAAAAACUCUCCACUUGUGGAUGAGUAAACUUAUGUCCUGUUGAUUUUAGUAAUGAAAGUUGGUUUGAUCAAAAAAAAAAAACAAAAAAAAAAAGCUGCAACAUCACCACCAAAAGAAGAGAUUAGGGCCACAAUUUGGAGCUAAUUAGAGGGGUGAGUCUAAUGGAGGAGUUAAGUGUUAGUACCAAAACAAUAUGCAUGAAGAAGAAGAAAAAAGGAGAGUCAAGAAGCAAAAUGUUGGAGGCACUGACUUGCCCAAUCGAAAGUUGGUUGGGCCGUAAUAGAAGCCUUUUGGGAUAUUUGGGCUGAGACUCUUCUUUGACAAAGUAACAAAAGCCUUCUUACUCUGACCACCACAAAGACAAGCAAAGGAAGCGUCGUGGUGGUGGUUUAUGGAUAUGCCUGAUAUUCGCGGGCCGUCGGAAUACUAACUAUCAGGAACCAUCUCGUGACCUCUGUCUCAAAGUCAACACAAAGGAAAGCUCUUCUUUGCUUUGUUUCUGAUCUGCUAUGUUAUGUAUUCAUUCGAUUGACAGGAGAGGAGCCCUUCAAUGCGGAGCCUUCUCGCUCUGCCUUAGUGUUUCUUAUGUCACUCUUUUCUACAAGCGAAUCAUGGCCCCGCCCGCUCCCAUUGUUGAUCACAUCGAAAGGUCCUCAUCUUCUUCCAUUUCUUUCAACUUUGCCUCCCUCUCUCAUUCUGGAUCUCGUUUCUUCUAACCAGCUACUCCGUGGCCGUCACCCUAUUCAUCAAAUAUAUCAGAAUUGUUGCCUAGCAACUUAUUUCAAGAAGGGGGAGGAGAAUAUUUAUUAAAAAAAUAAAGAAACCUACGAAGUAAAACUAAAAUACAAGCCAAGAAGGGAAACAGAGGCAUCCGAGGGAGUGGGAAUGGAGAGAAGCCUAUCCCUGAUAGCUCGAUCCACAAGAAGGAAGAAACCUGGUUCUGACAGAUACUCAUUUCGGAAGAUCAUAGCAUUUCGCUCCUUCCAAGUGUUGUAGACCAUUACCUGGAGUAUAAGCUUCAGAACGGAGCAGGAAGCGGACUGAGAGGCCUGACUUCGCUGUUGAAUGAUGGUGAUGGCUGUGUUUAUGUCGCAAGGAGGUGCAGUAAGGAGGCGUCCACAGAAUCUGAGCCACACGGACAAUGGAAGAACAGAUGCUGAUGUGAUUCGGUUGCAGCAUCGCAUAAAACACAAGCAUCUGGCACUUGCAUUCCCCAAGAGAUGAGCCUAUCCUUAGUUGGAAGUCUUUGGUUAAUCGCCAGCCACAUGAUGAAGGAACAUCUUGGGAUCUGCUCCUUAAACCAGACCGCAUUUGAUAUAUCUAUGGAUGGAGGCAGAAGCUGGGUGGAAGGCUUCUAGAACACAGAAACCAGGAAAGCAUUACGUACAUCUCUGAACACAACUCCAGUGCUGUUUGAAGCCACCAUUGAUGUCUCCCAGGUCAUCGCCAAAGCGGUGGAUUCGGCGGCCAUUGUUCAGCCGGAAAACGUAGAGUCAGUGUGGAACCUAAGAAGGGUGCUCAACACUUCGUGGCACCGUGUCCUGCUCCAUCUAGGCCACACUCUUAACUUGUAGACCAAGUUACCACCGCUUUGUAUGUCCUUUUUCGACCUUGUUUUUUCGCUUUCAAAAAAAAAACACUCCUUUUAUUAAAAAAAAAUGUAUCCACCUGUGAUUACUCUUUUAGCUUUUGGUCGUCGUUUGGUGCAUUAUUUUUGUAUACCACUGUUUUACAGAUUUUGAUGCAUUAUUAUUAUUGUUAUAAUAAAUGUGCAUGGAAUCAUAUGGUUGAGCACA
Messenger RNA from Brassica rapa (field mustard), 5076 nucleotides. RefSeq lists its product as uncharacterized. NCBI's taxonomy places the organism in Eukaryota, Viridiplantae, Streptophyta, Magnoliopsida, Brassicales, Brassicaceae. The record is from RefSeq and is a predicted model, not a curated record.